Messenger RNA from Ordospora pajunii, 1272 nucleotides. RefSeq names its product AAA ATPase. Gene Ontology annotation, cellular component: proteasome regulatory particle, base subcomplex. The coding region runs from base 1 to 1272 and encodes 423 amino acids. Gene Ontology annotation, molecular function: proteasome-activating activity; ATP hydrolysis activity; ATP binding. The transcript has a single exon. Lineage: Eukaryota; Fungi; Microsporidia; Ordosporidae. Gene Ontology annotation, biological process: proteasome-mediated ubiquitin-dependent protein catabolic process. The record is from RefSeq and is a predicted model, not a curated record.
AUGAGCGAGGAAGGCCAAGGGCAGAAUAACGAUGAUUCGGCCACUAUAAACCUGAAGAGGCGUAGAAGGGUGAAGGAGAGCAAGGCAGCAUCGAAGCCACCGCAAGUAUAUCCAUUGACAAAGUGCAAGCUGAGAUACAUGAAGCUGAGCAAGAUGGCGCAUUUGUUGUCGCUUGAAGACAACAUAUUGAGUUUAUGUGAGAUGGACAAGUCUUCUGAGGGGGUAAGCGGGCAGAAGCAAAUGGUUGAGCAGUUGCGAGGAAGCCCAUUGUCUGUUGGGACACUGGAGGAGUUUGUUGAUGAUCACCAUGCGAUUAUCACCACGGGUGUUGGGCUAGAGUAUUAUGUUAAUAUAAUGUCUUUUGUGGACAAGGAUCUUCUUGAGCCAGGAUGCACGGUAUUGCUGAACCACAAGGACAACAGUGUUGUGGGUGUACUUGAGAGAGAGAUGGAUCCGAUGGUGAAUGUUAUGAAGUUGGAGAAGGCGCCAUCAGAAACAUAUGCAGAUAUCGGAGGGCUUGAGGAGCAGAUACAGGAGAUAAAAGAAAGUGUGGAGCUUCCGUUGACGAAUCCUGAGCUUUACCAGGAAAUGGGGAUACGACCGCCGAAGGGGGUGAUAUUAUAUGGGCUUCCUGGCACUGGAAAGACACUUUUGGCAAAAGCUGUUGCGAACCAGACGUCAGCGACAUUUCUUAGGGUUGUGGGGACAGAAUUGAUACAGGAGUAUCUGGGAGAAGGGCCGAAACUUGUGAGGGAGUUAUUCCGGGUUGCAGAUAUGCAUGCGCCGUCGAUUAUUUUUAUUGAUGAAAUAGAUGCGAUUGGAGGGCGACGGUACAACACAUCUUCUGGAGGUAGACGAGAGGUGCAAAGGACAAUGCUGGAGUUGCUGAACCAAUUGGACGGGUUUGACACGAGGAACGACAUUAAGGUGAUUAUGGCCACAAACAAGAUAGAUGCGCUUGACCCAGCCCUGAUCAGGCCAGGGAGAAUUGAUAGAAAGAUUGAAUUUGGAAUGCCCGAUGUAGCAACUAAGAAGAAGAUAUUUGGCAUUCACACCUCCAGGAUGACGCUAGAUGAGAAUGUGAGUAUUGAGUCUUUGAUAACUAGUAAGGAGGACUUGAGCGGGGCAGAUAUAAAGGCGAUUUGUACAGAAGCAGGAAUGAUCGCAUUAAGGGAGAGACGAAAGAUGGUGACAAUGAAAGAUUUUAUUACAGCAAGAGAGAAGGUGUUUUCAUCCAAGCAAAAGGCAACGCCUGCUGGACUCUACUCUUAA